Molecule: messenger RNA, 5315 nt
Organism: Pocillopora damicornis (cauliflower coral)
Lineage: Eukaryota; Metazoa; Cnidaria; Anthozoa; Scleractinia; Pocilloporidae
Product: allene oxide synthase-lipoxygenase protein
Biological process (GO): lipid oxidation
Molecular function (GO): protein binding; oxidoreductase activity, acting on single donors with incorporation of molecular oxygen, incorporation of two atoms of oxygen; heme binding
Source: RefSeq, a predicted model, not a curated record
GCAACAGCUGAGUUCUUUGUCACUUGACGUCAGGGCAAGAGCAACAAGUGACGCAGUGAUCGAUAUGGGAAAUGAAUAUUGAGGGAAUUUGCAAGAUAUCGUUCACAGGUUCAUAGCAGAGAAAAAAAACACUUGUUUAGAAACAUGGGCAUUAUUCCAUCAAAGAGAAAAAAGAAAAGAGUGAAUCAAACCAUCAAGAGACCAACAGUUGAAACAAAUCAGGAGCCAGAAGGCUGGAAGAACAUGGGAUUCAAGAUAAUCAAGGAAAUGAUGGGACAGGAAUUAUUUGAAAAAAUGAUGGUAGAGGCAGACGAGCCUCCACCAGAAGCUGGGCCAUUCAGUGCGUCGCAGUUGGCACUUUAUGUUAAAAAGUAUCAAGCCGGGUUCCUUCUCAAGACACUCUUGACACAACAAACAAGAGGUGUAGGAGCCACUGGAGUUGUAACAGUCCUCAACAACCCUCUCCUCCCUGCGCACGACUUUUUCUCUGCAGAAAGGGUGUUUCCAGCCCGCCUCCUCCACUGUAAUCUUAUCAAGGUAGACGAUGCCGAAUUAGACGUGAGACUAGCGGCUCUGAAGUUUGCCGAUAGUGACUUCGAAUCACCUUUUGAUCUGUUGUUACAUACUGGUGAGGAGGCUGCGUAUUGGAGCCUCUAUAGCUUAGACAAGAUGCUUAGUGCGUUGCAUGGUGAGACAGAAGCAUUUGAGACAUAUUGUUUGGAGGACCCUUGGCACUUUUACUUAACCAUUGCUGCAUUUCGUCGAGCUCCGGAAUCAUUUACUGACCAGAGGUAUUACUCGUGGAUGGCGUUUGAAUACAAAGCGAGAGACGGUGUGCCUCGCUACGCCAAAUUUCGCCUCGUCCCUGCUGAUGAUAGAGAAGAAACUGGACUUAUGACAGAAGAAGAGCAAAGAAAACCUUGGGAAACAUUUCGAUGGGAGGGUGAUAGGAGACCUAAGUCCUAUUUAACUGCUGAUUUUGAAGAGCGUAUGUCAGAAGGUGGCGUUCAAUACAAACUUCAAAUACAACUACAUGAAAAACAACCCGACGACUCACAUCUUGUGCUUCACGCGGCUCGAGUCUGGGACCAAGCAACUCACCCUUGGCUAGACCUCGCCGAAGUCAGGUUGACGUCACUUUUACCAGAGGAUGUAACAAAGGGAACCCGUUGUUCAUUAGAAAAUAUACCGUGUGGGUCUUUGUCACUCCCUUCUGCCAAGACCAUCUACGACUAUAAUUCCAUGGCGUAUUUAAAGUCGAAACUUCAAUCACGACCUAAAAAGCAGAGCUUUUCUUUAAGGAAGACUUCUAAAUCAGAGGGAGAUAUGUCCAUCUACUGCAUUUCUGUGUUCACGGGAGACCGAAAACAUGCUGGUACCAACGCCGAUGUAACCCUUACAAUCACAGGCAGUAGAGGUAGAACAAGACCUCUUUUGAUGGACAAAUGGCUCCAUGACGACUUUAAGGCUGGACAAGACGAUACGUAUAUCUUGGCAGCUGAAGAUGUCGGAGAUUUGUUGAUGAUUAAGUUACACAAUGAUCAGGGUGGUUUGUAUAGUGACUGGUUCGUGGAGAAAAUCAUGAUCACCUGCAGCCAAAAUCCUCAAAAGCUUUAUGAAUUUCCUUGCUUUCGAUGGGUGCAGAGUGAAUCCAUCUUCUUUACAGGAAAAGCCCUUCUAGUCACAGAUGAGCAGCACGAAGUGAUACGAAGCCAAAGGCGACUCGAAAUUCAACAGAGGCAAGAACUGUUUCAAUGGGGAGAAGAUCCUUUGAACCACGGUUUACCAGGAUACGUCAAGUCUGAGCACUGGAAAAAGCUCCCCAAAGAUGUCCAAUUUACAGAGGAAGCUGUGGAUGACCUUCAUACCGCCAGAAAUAAAGCACUAGUAAAUCUUGGUUUAAUAAAGUUAUUGAAUAUCUUCGAUUCUUGGGAAGACUUCGAUGAUUACCGUAAGGCGUUUGUUUCUUUCGUUGGUGAUGUUCCAAUGGCUGCCGACCACUGGCAGGAUGACUGCUUCUACGGGGCACAGUUCCUGAAUGGCUGUAACCCUGAAACGAUCAAGCGAUGUACGGAACUACCUUACAACUUUCCCGUGACACAGCAAUUGGUUGGAAACCUUCUUGAUGUUGAUGACAAUCUGGAGAAAGCAAUGAAGGACGGGCGUGUUUAUAUGGUCGACUUCAGCAUUCUUGAUGGCAUCCUAUCUUAUGGAUUCUUAGAUGAAAACUUAGAGACGCGCUAUACGUGUGCGGCGAUGGGUUUGUUCUAUGUCAAGGGCACUGGAGAUAUGGUUCCCAUCGCAAUUCAGCUUCACCAGGGACCUGACGUGACCAACCCAUUAUGGACCCCUAAUGACUCUGAAUUGGACUGGACCUACGCCAAGAUGUGGCUGCGUAAUGCUGACAUGCAGUGGCAUCAAACGAUUGCGCAUCUUCUUCGCACUCAUUUCUUCAUGGAGCCACUCGCUCUCGCCAGCUGGAGACAACUUCCCUCUCUUCACCCACUGUGGAAACUAUUGGUCCCUCAUUUGAAGGGAGUUAUGGCCAUCAAUACCCUUGGGAGAGCUAGGCUCAUUGCAGCUGGAGGUGUAGUGGAUCAAACUCUUAGUAUAGGAGGUGGAGGUCAUAUUGAUCUCAUGAAAAAGUACUACAAGAACAUGAAGUGGUCGUCGUAUGACCUGCCAAAUGUCUUAAAGGAGAGAGGAGUGGACGAUCCAGACAAACUACCUGGGUUCCACUAUCGUGAUGAUGCCUUGCGACUAUGGCAGGCCAUCAAGAAUUUCGUCACAAGGAUUGUAUCCAUCUAUUACCCAUUAGAUGAGGUUAUUCAAAAGGAUACAGAACUCCAGGCGUGGAUCCUCGACAUUCAUGACAAUGGCUACACUGUCCGCGAAGGAGAGACGGACCAUGGCUUCCCAUCGUCUAUUGCAAGCGCUGAGCAGCUGGCUCACAUACUAACUAUUGUUAUCUUUACUUGCUCUUGUCAACAUGCAGCUGUAAACUUCUCGCAGAUGGACGUGCUCGGUUUCCCGCCAAAUUCGCCAGGCCUCAUGAGACAGCCGCCUCCAAAGGAAAAGGGCACAGUGACCAUGAAAGACAUAAUGAAGACUCUUCCCACCAAGCACCAGGCAGGAGUUGCUAUAGCGACGGUGAACGAUCUGACUCGAAUUUCUCCCGAUGAGCGUUUCCUUGGUGAUUACCCUGAUAGCUCCUUCACUGACAUGGCUGCCAGAGAGGCCAUCUUGCGCUUCCAAGGAAAACUUCAGAGAAUUUCGGCGUCAAUAAAGAAAAGGAAUGAGAAGUUAAAGUUUCCUUAUACUUAUUUGCUUCCGGAGAAAAUACCAAACAGCAUCGCUAUCUAGAGAAGCAUGCUAUAAUUCUUACAUACCAACUUGUUUAGCUACUUGAUAAGAAUACACAUGACUGCGUUACGUUUCACAGCCAAGAAAAUGUUCGAAAGUGAAUGCUUUCAAGAGUCGAGAACAUCUUAACGGGCCGUGUUCAAUUUACAUGGUAAAACAAGUUUUCAUCAAUAUUCGCAUUGAAAUAGUUUUUCUCUACAGUAAUUUAUUUAUUUAUUCAUCUAGGUGAGCCCUAUACGUGGUAAUUCUUUAGUGUGUUCUUCUUCGUGCUGAAUCUUAAAGUUUAAUUUAGAUGAACCUCAUAUUUUCUUUAUAAAGGAGUACGGCUUGUUUUGAAAUAUCUAAAGAAAUGUAAAUAUAACUCGACAUAUACUAAAAAUUUAUUACUAGGCAGAAGUAUAUACAUGUGAUAAUUAUAGUGUAACGGAGGCAAAUGGAAAAUGUCUCUGUAUCUUUUGAGAAGACUGGACGUUUCCUAUUUUUCUGGUUAAACCCAGUUACACGUACAAAUGCUACCCCAAAUAGUAUGCUGAGAAGAUUAAAUCGGUUGUCCAAAAUAUUUCCAAGUGGCUAUGGUUACUGCGUACAAGCAAAACAGGCUUGAGAGGACGAAAAGCGAAGAACUGCCGUUAAAAAGCUUAGAGUGGCUUUUCCUAGCUGAAAAGAAGGAUGUCAGUGCCACAUUCGUGAUUAUUGAGGACGAUAAGAAAAUGGCGCCAGGGAAAGAUGAUGCUUUUGCCGCCUUUCGGUAUACAACCGCUGUUUUAGCUGGCUUGCUUUUACGUUCGUCUCCAUUCACAGAAAUUCAGAGACGUGCCCAGUGCACUGAGGUGAAAAACAAAAAUUUCAUUGAAACGUGCUAGGCAUAAAAUUAUCAAUACUUUAGAAAAAAAUUCAUGGUCUUGUCAGUCACUAGAAAUUGUCAGUCACUAGAAAUUGUCAGUCAAUAGAAACGUCAGUCGCAAGAAAUUGUGGUCAAUUUUCGCUGGUGAUAAAUGAGAUGAAACAGAUGACUGAAUUUUUUUUAUCGAAAGACGGUAUUGUUAUCAGUUAGCUACCUUAAAAGGAGAGUGCUAACAACCAGCUGCAGUUCGUGAAAUUGUUCAGCGUUCGUGACAAAAGAAGACCGAGCUCUUGAUGACGGUGGAAAGUCUAUCAAAGGCACCAUUUGAGUGCAAAUGCAUUUGUUAUUCAUUCUGACACAAAAGAUUUCUUCUCUUCGACAAAUCUUUGAGUCACAAAAUACUAUGUCAUAGUGUAGUCUGAUCGUCCGGGUGAGUGUAGUUCUGAAAAGGACUGUUGUCGGUUGGAGUGACUGACGUUUCGACAAUCUGAGCGGAAGUCAUCAUCAGAGGCUGGUGAUGACUUCUGCUCAUGGUCACCAAUACCGACAACAGUUCUUUUCAGGACUACACUCACCCGGACGAUCAGACUACACUUCCACAUGUUACCCCCGGCUUCAAACCAUUUACUGUACAAAACACAACCUUUAUUCAAAGAAAAAAAAGAUCGAUUCUCAACAAGAGAUUAUAAGCAGCUGUCAAAAGCAUUAAUAUGUCAUCGGUUCAGUUUAGUUUAUAUUAGACAACGCGACCUUCGGUGACGUUGUUUAAGCCACAUUUACGCUGACAAGUUUUUUAUGACAAACACAUUGCGGAAAAUUAUCUGCGGUACAUUAACAGAGUAAACUAAUCAGAAACACCUGUCAACAAAAUGAAAGCAGCUCUGGAGUAGAUUUUCGUUGAUUUAGAACUAAACCGUUCCAUGUUUACUUGACUUGAGACAUCUUGUCGAUCUUCACUACGAAAUUUCUUUUUUCCAAAUUUCUUUGUAACUAUCCUUAAAAAAAAUAUAGCAUGUCCGUUUGUGCACGAAAGAAAGAUGGACAGAAGCCACAGAAAGUUUAGCUCUUAGAACAACAGAUCGAAUAAAGAAAACAUUUUUAAAAAUUA